Messenger RNA from Oryctolagus cuniculus (rabbit), 1816 nucleotides. It is a transcript of the gene ENDOG, whose product is annotated as endonuclease G. Gene Ontology annotation, cellular component: mitochondrial inner membrane; nucleus. Gene Ontology annotation, molecular function: nucleic acid binding; single-stranded DNA endonuclease activity; metal ion binding. The record is from RefSeq and is a predicted model, not a curated record. Gene Ontology annotation, biological process: apoptotic DNA fragmentation. Lineage: Eukaryota; Metazoa; Chordata; Mammalia; Lagomorpha; Leporidae.
UCCUGGGCGGGGAGCGGGGAGCGGGCAGAUGUUGGCUCCGGGCGAAGCUGCAGCUGGGAGGAGAAGUGUCCGAGGUGCGAUGGGCACGUGGCGACCAAGGUAGUGAUAAGGGACGGUUCCAAACCGCCAGGAGAGAAAUCGCCGGAUGUGCUCGUCCCCCAAAAUUGGUGUUUGAGGCCAGGGCUAUGCUAAUCAGCUUGAUCUAAUCACCCGCGCCGUGUCCACUGUCAAAACAUCACGUGGCACCCCGUAAAACACACAGUCAUGUUUGGUCAAUUUAUAACUAAACACUGGACACCCACAGACGUCAUAAGACAAGGCGCCCAUAUCAGUGACAGUCGUGUUUUUCCACAGUCGAGAUGGUCAGCGCAGGGCCAACGCCGGCCUCGGGUGGGUCCCGGGUGCACGCACCGCGGCCCCGCGCUCGGACUCUGACCCGCGCCGUGGUGGUCAAGAGGACGCUCGGGUCCUCGGUCCCUCCGCGAGGAGCCGCGGCGAGAACCGGCCCAGAGCUUGGCCGGCCGAACUCCCUGCGCAGGCGCAGAGCAGGUCCCCCCCCACCCGCGCACAGGCCCCGGGGCGGGGGCGGAGCCAGGCCCGGUGGCGACCAAUGGGGAGCGGCAGCGAUGGCGCCACGCCCCCUCCUGCUCGCGUCUUAAAGGGGCAAAGAAAGGGCGCGGGGUCGCGCUCCUGAGGCCGGGCUUGCUUUCCCUGGGUGCUGGGUGCCGGGUGCCGAGCCCUAGGGAGCGCUUCUGAGCGCAGGGGAGGACGGCGUGCCCUCCACGGCCCCGGCCCCUGGCGGGCUCCGCGGAGCGGCUCCUCUAAGAGCCCCGCCCGGCUGACCACUCUCCAGCUCGGCCAUGCGGACGCUGCGGGCCGCUCUCACCCUGACGCUGGGCGCGGGGCUGGGCGCCGUCGCCGAGAGCUGGCGGCGCCAGCGAGCGGACGCGCGGCCGGCGCCCGGGCUGCUGGGCCGGCUGCCAGUGCUGCCCGUGGCCGCGGCGGCUGAGCUGCCCGCCCUACCCGGGGGCGCGGGGGCCCGCGCGGCGGGCGAGCUGGCCAAGUACGGGCUGCCCGGGGUGGCGCAGCUCAAGAGCCGCGAGUCGUACGUGCUGUGCUACGACGCGCGCACCCGCGGCGCGCUCUGGGUGGUGGAGCAGCUGCGGCCCGAGCGGCUGCGGGGCGCCGGCGACCGGCGCUCGUGCGACUUCCGCGAGGACGACUCGGUGCACGCGUACCACCGCGCCACCAACGCCGACUACCGCGGCAGCGGCUUCGACCGCGGCCACCUCGCCGCCGCCGCCAACCACCGCUGGAGCCAGAAGGCCAUGGACGACACCUUCUACCUGAGCAACGUGGCGCCCCAGGUGCCCCACCUCAACCAGAACGCCUGGAACAACCUGGAGAAGUACACCCGCAGCCUGACCCGCACCUACCAGAACGUCUACGUGUGCACCGGGCCGCUCUUCCUGCCCAGGACGGAGGCCGACGGGAAGGCCUAUGUGAAGUACCAGGUGAUCGGCAAGAACCACGUGGCGGUGCCCACGCACUUCUUCAAGGUGCUCAUCCUGGAGGCGGCGGGUGGGCAGAUCGAGCUGCGCUCCUACGUGAUGCCCAACGCGCCCGUGGACGAGGCCCUGCCGCUGGAGCGCUUCCUGGUGCCCAUCGAGAGCAUCGAGCGGGCCUCGGGGCUGCUCUUCGUGCCCAACAUCCUGGCGCGGACCGGCAGCCUCAAGGCCAUCGCUGCCGGCGGCCAGUGAGGGCGGGGCCGAGGGACCGCGCUGGGGCGGGCACAGUAAAGGCGGCUGCUUUUGGA